AUGAGCAAUGUAUCUGGAGACUCGAGUUGUGCAUCAAAUGUCCGAGAGAGAGGACGAGGUACAGUUGUUGGCGUACCUAAGAGAUGUUGGUGUGGAGAAGCAAUCGUGGCCAAAAAUUUGAAAUCGGAGUCAAAUCCUUGUCGACGAAACUUCCGUUGUGGGUAUGCAACUGCGAAGAAGCUUAUGAAUGAUGACCACGUCUUCAAGUGGGUCGAUGAGGCACUGUUGGAUGAGGUAGAGUCUUUCUCUGUUCAAACUGUAAAACUACAAAUGGAAAUGGAGAUUGAGAAGAAGAUGCAAAUGGAGCUUGAGAAAGAGCUAUUUGAGAGGGUUGAAGAUGCAAAAUCAGAAUUGAAAGCAAGGAUGAAGGUUAUCAGUCGUUUGCUUUCAGAUUGUUUGUUGUGA
Molecule: messenger RNA, 405 nt
Organism: Camelina sativa (false flax)
Lineage: Eukaryota; Viridiplantae; Streptophyta; Magnoliopsida; Brassicales; Brassicaceae
Molecular function (GO): zinc ion binding
Source: RefSeq, a predicted model, not a curated record